Hyphopichia burtonii NRRL Y-1933 is the source of this 1035-nucleotide messenger RNA. Its product is annotated as zinc finger HIT domain-containing protein. Bases 149 to 763 code for a protein of 204 amino acids. NCBI's taxonomy places the organism in Eukaryota, Fungi, Ascomycota, Pichiomycetes, Serinales, Debaryomycetaceae. The transcript has a single exon. The record is from RefSeq and is a predicted model, not a curated record.
UCGAUAGCGUGUUGUUGAACGGGUGCCGGUUCUGUUUUUUUCCUCGCUUCUGCUUUUUUUUUUUCGUUUUGUUUAGCUUCUUCUCAGUUUAAUCCUUCUUUAUCAGCUUAUCGCUGUCAGAUCAGUCCAAUUCCACUCUGGAUAUCCAAUGUUACGCCCCUUGGGAGCUGGAAAAAUCCAUAGAGACUCUUCUGCAAAACUAUGUGGGCUCUGCUCAUCGCAAACAUUCCGUUAUACCUGCCCCGGGUGCGGCAUUCACUAUUGUUCUAUAGCUUGUUAUAAGUCUUUGCAGCACCAGAAAUGUAUCGAAAAGGCCCAACAAGACCCUUCCAGCUCCAAAGAGAUAACCGAUUAUGAGAAGGAUAAACUUCUCAGAAUGAUAAAUCGGUUCAAUUUCAAUGAUGAUCAUUUGAAUUCGUUAGAUGAAGAGAACCAGCCGGAGAAUUGGGUUUAUCAGAUCCCCCUGCUGGCUCGGGCACCUGACACAGAGCCAAGUGACUACAAAGAAGCCCAUGAUGGUACACGAAGGUUGGGACAAACAGCAGAUAAAGCAGAAUCCAAUCGGGCCUACAAUAACUUUCUGGAAGAAGACUCCGACUCUGAGCAAGACACAAAUCGGGCUCUUACGGACAGAGAAGAGCAAGAAUUAUCCGACCUCAUCGACUCAGCAGAUCCUGAGCUACUUUUGCUGUUGUUAUCUCUCGACCAACGUAACGGUUUCGAAGAAUUAUUGAAAUCUGGGGAAUACGACUUGGAAGGCUGAAGGCCUUUUUCUUUUUUUUUUUUUUUGUUUGUGAGAUUAUAUAAUCCCAUCUGCUCAUCUUAAAAAAAAAAAAAAUGAAUAGAGCCUAUCUAUUUGAUUUCAGUUCAAUUAAGACGACAAAUAUGGCCGGACCACAGGGUAGAAGUAAACCUUUCAGAGGUAAGAAACCAAUAAAGGAUCUCCGUGAAUUUAAGUCCAGAGAAAUUAAGAAAUCAUUGGUUCAUAGAGCUAGACUUAGAAAGAACUAUUUCAAGUUAUUGGAGAAGGAAGGA